This is a messenger RNA of Phaethon lepturus (White-tailed tropicbird), 1017 nucleotides long. RefSeq names its product basic helix-loop-helix family, member e40 (gene BHLHE40). Bases 1 to 1017 code for a protein of 338 amino acids. Gene Ontology annotation, biological process: circadian regulation of gene expression; regulation of neurogenesis; anterior/posterior pattern specification. The record is from RefSeq and is a predicted model, not a curated record. The transcript is spliced from 2 exons. Gene Ontology annotation, molecular function: DNA-binding transcription factor activity, RNA polymerase II-specific; RNA polymerase II cis-regulatory region sequence-specific DNA binding. NCBI's taxonomy places the organism in Eukaryota, Metazoa, Chordata, Aves, Phaethontiformes, Phaethontidae. Gene Ontology annotation, cellular component: nucleus.
AUGGCAGACGCCAACCUGUCCCUUUGCUUUCAGACUCUAGGGCACUUGGAAAAGGCUGUGGUUCUCGAGCUCACCUUGAAGCAUGUGAAAGCCCUAACCAAUCUCAUUGAGCAGCAGCAGCAGAAAAUAAUUGCUUUGCAGAAUGGUUUACAAGCGGGUGACCUGUCAUCAAGAAACCUUGAUUCCAGCCAGGAAAUGUUUCGAUCCGGUUUCCAGAUGUGUGCCAAGGAAAUGCUGCAAUACCUGGCAAAGCAUGAGAACGGCAAGGACCUGAAGUCGUCCCAGCUGGUCAGCCAUCUGCACCGAAUGGCCUCUGAGGUGCUCCAGGGCGGAGCCGGCCGCAAGGCCGGAGACAUCCCUCCUAAAAUGGUGGACUUGAAAGAGAAGCCUGUCUCCUUGACCAAAGUGGCAGAGGGACACGGGAAAAACUGCGUGCCUGUGAUCCAGAGGACAUUUGCUCACUCCAGCGGGGAGCAGAGCGGCAGCGACACAGACACGGACAGCGGGUAUGGGGGAGAGCUGGAGAAAAGUGACUCCAAAUCCGAACAGCAGUAUUUCAAAAAGGAUACCGAACUCAAGUAUGCUGUCCAGGAGAGAAUAAGCUCUAUUAAACAAGAGACUGAGGACCCGCCGGCCAAAAGGAGCAGGCUGGAGUCGCCGGAGGACGAGGGCCCUUUUGGCAGCGACAUGAUGGGCUCUUCCAGCAGCUUCCUGGGCCCCCACGCUCACCAGCCGCCCUUGUGCCUGCCUUUCUAUUUGAUCCCACCAUCCGCAACAGCAUAUCUGCCCAUGCUGGAGAAGUGCUGGUACCCAGCGUCCGUACCUGUCUUGUACCCCAGCCUCCCAGCCUCUGCCGCAGCACUUACAGGGUUCAUGAACCCCGAUAAAAUCUCCCCGCCUCUGCUGAUGCCCCAGAGACUCCCUUCUCCCGUACCAGCCCAUUCCCCUAUCGACUCCUCGGCUCUGCUUCAAGCUUUGAAGCAGAUUCCUCCUUUGAACUUGGAAACCAAAGACUAA